UAUCAUUUUUUUCUUCUUCAAACGUGUUUCUCUGUUGACUAGGGUUUUCUUCCAAUAUCUUCUUUGCUCUGAAAGGGGGAAAGCAAGAAAGAAAAUUAAGGUAGAUAAAUCCAAGAGUUUCUCAAUUUAAGACUCACAAAUUUCUAAAGCUUAACUGGAUUUUCACUUGUUUGGUUGAUAUUGUUGAUUUGAAAAUUAGAGUGAAGAUUGAGAUAUAUUUGAAUGGAGGCUACACCUCCUAAUAAUAAUUUCCCACACCAACCAUCACCAAGAAUGUUACCUCCAAGAAAGCAACCUAGAGAUUUACAGACAUCAUUAUCUCUAGAUAACAGGGGGUCUCGUGGGUCUCCUGAUUUACAACAUGUAUCAAUUUCUGAACAAGUUCGUGCAUCUCCGUCCGAGAGUGCGAGUUCGCGUGAAAAAUGGCCGAUUAAUGAUAAUGGAAAGAGGGUUGAAAAUGAGAAAGAAGGAGAGAAUGAUUGUCCUGAUCAGUCUGUUAUUCGUCGGGUUUUUAGUUCUGAUAAGUUAUCUCUUAGGGAUUUAGCUAAGGAAAGAGUUGAGAUAAUCUCAGAGAGGAUGCACGUUUUGCCAGAUGAGUUAGGGGAAGAGCUGAAGAGUGAGUUACGCGUCAUUCUUGAAGGGACUGGCGGUUCUCAGCAUAGAGAAGAGUAUAUGAUUCUACAGAAACUUGUCCAUAGUAGAGAUGAUUUGAAUGCUAUAACCUUAAUGAGGGCGCAUCGGGUACAUCUCGAGAUACUUGUUGCAAUCAAAACAGGAAUUCAGGCGUUCUUGCAUCCGAACAUUAGUCUCUCUCAAACUUCACUCAUCGAGGUUUUUGUGUACAAGAGGUGUAGAAAUAUAGCAUGCCAAAACCAGCUUCCAGCUGAUGACUGCAGUUGUGAAAUAUGUACCAAUAGAAAUGGUUUCUGCAAUCUUUGCAUGUGUACGAUAUGUAACAAAUUUGAUUUUGAGGUGAACACAUUCAGAUGGAUUGGUUGUGAUUCGUGUUCUCAUUGGACUCACACCGACUGUGCAAUCCGUGAAGGGCAAGUGACCAUGGGCACAUGUGUUAAGAGUGGUGCAAGUCCCAGUGAGAUGCUUUUCAGGUGCCGAGCUUGUAAUAGGACAUCAGAAUUGUUAGGGUGGGUUAAAGAUGUGUUCCAACACUGUGCACCUAGUUGGGACCGGGAUGCUCUGAUUAGGGAGCUUGAUGUUGUCAGUAGGAUCUUCCGUGGAAGUGAAGAUCCAAGGGGGAGAAAGUUGUUUUGGAAGUGUGAGGAACUUGGAGAAAAGAUGAAGACUGGAGUAGCAGAAGCAAUUGCAGGCAAAGUGAUGAUGUUAUUCCUCCAAGAGCUUGAGAUAGACCCCAUAAAGAACAUAGAAGUAGAAGAAGGCGGCCAUUUGAUCGCACCACAGGAAGCUUGCAAUAAGAUUGCAGAAGUAGUACGGGAGACAAUACGGAAGAUGGAAAUGGUGGCUGAGGAGAAAAUGCGGAUGUUCAAGAAAGCCCGUCUAGAUUUUGAGGCUUGUGACAAAGAACUUGAGGACAAGGUAAGGGAAGCGACAGAGAUAAAGAUGGACAAGCAAAGGAAAAAGCAGCAGAUUGACGAGCUGGAGAGCAUUGUAAGGCUUAAGAUGGCUGAAUCUGAUAUGUUCCAGCUCAAGGCCACUGAAGCAAGGGAGGAAGCUGAAAAGCUUCAGAGGAUUAUGCUUGCCAAAACUGAGAAAACGGAGGAUUAUACCAGUAGGUACCUCAAGCAACGGUUGAAUGAGGCUGAGCUUGAGAAGCAGUAUCUAUUUGAGAAGAUAAAGCUUCAGGAGAGUGCAAGAGCAUCACAAAGCAGCAGCAGAGGUAGUGAUCCGUCGCAGUUGAUUAUGAUGUCUAAGAUCCAGGACUAUCUGAAGAAUGUUUAGAAUCCCAUCUCUCUUACUACCACUACAGUUUUGUUGGCUCACAGUUGGUCUCUUAAAUAGUGGCUCAGUUGGUCCCUUCAAUUGUGAUAGUAAUACCUGUAUCUCUACUUGUUGCUAUUCGGCUUGUAAAGCGUCAAUGUAACAGACUAAUUAUUUUCAUCUUGUUGUUGUUGUUGUCCACUGACCAAGUUGUAAGCUAAUGUACCUUCUGCUUAUAACUGCACUUGUAUACGCAACACCAAACAUGCAUUAUGAAGCUUAAAUCCCAAGUUAUGGUAUCAAA
This is a messenger RNA of Papaver somniferum (opium poppy), 2197 nucleotides long. Its product is annotated as OBERON-like protein. Lineage: Eukaryota; Viridiplantae; Streptophyta; Magnoliopsida; Ranunculales; Papaveraceae. The coding region runs from base 223 to 1914 and encodes 563 amino acids. The record is from RefSeq and is a predicted model, not a curated record. Gene Ontology annotation, cellular component: nucleus. The transcript is spliced from 3 exons.